GCAGGAUGUGGUAAGCGCAACGCUGUGAACGCGAGACGUGGCGCGAGCGGAGAAGGACGGCAGCUGGAAGUCUCGAGCGAGUUGAAGUUCGUUGGAAGGGCGGAUAAUCAAGAGCCCACGGCCGCCCCAUACAAGGCAAGGUCGGGUGGGGAGCAGUGCUGAUCCAAUCACCAGCGCUCCUGGAACGAGCCCGGAACCGAGCGACGCGUUUUGUUUUCUAUAAACUUUUACACUUUUGAAAUGUUUCUAUAGAAACCCUCUUCGACUUUUUUUGUCUAGUUUUUAGUUUUGUUUUGGAUAUGAGUGCGCCGGUAAACGGAGUAAACCCCAAACCCGGACCAGCGGUCAGUCAGAAUGGACCGGACUCUGUUUCGAAACCGAAAGAUGUCAAAGGACCCGACCCCGCGAUACCGGACGAGGACCCGCAGUCUUCGGUGGCGGAGACCACAGAGAUGGGAAUUAAAUUCGCCAAGACUUUCUUGCUUAUCUUUCCCAUUUACGUCUUGGGAUACCUAGAGUUCAGUUUCAGUUGGGUCCUCAUCGGCUUGGCCGCGCUGUUCUGGCUCAAACGGAACCGGGGCGAGAGAUUUGCUCGGGUGAACCAGGCGCUGGCGUUUAUGGAGCAAGAGGAUCGAACGGUGCGUCAGAAUCUCCAGAGCUCAGAUCUGCCGCCGUGGGUUCAUUUUCCAGAUGUGGAGAGAGUGGAGUGGCUCAACAAGACUGUACAGCAGAUGUGGCCGUAUAUUUGUCAGUUUGUAGAGAAGCUCUUUAGAGAGACCAUUGAACCAGCAGUUCAGGGAGCCCAUGGACAGCUUAGUACAUUCACCUUUACCAAGAUAGACAUGGGGGACAAGCCCCUCAGAGUUGAUGGAGUGAAAGUGUACACAGAAAAUGUAGAUAGACGACAGAUUAUUAUGGACCUCCAGAUCAAUUUUGUCGGGAACACAGAAAUCGAUGUGGACAUUAAGAAAUAUUACUGCCGUGCGGGAAUCAAGAGCAUACAGCUUAAUGGGUUGUUGAGGGUCAUCAUGGAGCCGCUGCUAGGAGACAUGCCUCUGAUUGGAGCUCUCUCCGUUUUCUUCCUCAAGAAACCGUUUCUGGAUAUAAACUGGACGGGUCUUACAAACAUGCUGGAUGUCCCAGGAAUAAAUGUUCUGUCUGACGGCAUUAUCCAGGAUAUCAUCUACAGUUACCUGGUGUUACCGAACAAACUCAACAUUCCCCUCGUAGAUAAGGCACACAUUGAUAAACUCCGAUUCCCAAUGCCCAAGGCUGUUUUGCGGGUCCACUUCCUGGAGGCACAGGACCUGUUGGGAAAAGACAAGUUUCUGGGUGGUUUGAUAAAAGGAAAGUCAGAUCCAUACGGCGUCAUUCAGUUGGGUAACCAGCUCUUUAGGUCUAAAGUCAUCAAGGAGACAGUAAACCCGAAAUGGAAUGAAGUAUAUGAGGCAUGUGUGUAUGAUCAACCGGACCAGAAUUUAUAUAUCGAGCUGUAUGAUGAGGAUCCAGAUAAGGAUGAUUUUCUGGGAAGCAUUACCAUCAAAAUUGAUGAACUGGAGAAGGAGCAGAAAGUAGAUGAGUGGUUUGUGCUUGAUGAUGUCUCUACAGGAAAACUUCAUCUAAAAUUACAAUGGUUUUCUCUUCUCUCUACACCCGAUAAACUUGAUGAGGUUUUGAGCAGCGUUAAAGCAGACAAAGGCCAGGCCAAUGAUGGGCUGUCAUCAGCUCUACUGCUGGUGCACCUGGACUCAGCCAAAAACCUGCCAAGCAUUUUUGAGGGGCGCGUGGGCAAUGGGUGUCUGAGAGAGUGCCGCUCUGCUGGGCUGGUGUUUUGUGAGAACACCGCUGCCCUCUACAGGACAAUGUUUACUGGAAAGAAAGUGACCAGUGAACCCUGUCCAUUUGUCCAGUUAACUGUGGGACACAAAUCCUUUGAGAGCAAGACUCGAUUUAAAACCACUGAGCCGGUGUGGGAAGAGGCGCACACAUUCCUGAUCCACAAUCCAAAGUCUCAGGAUCUUGAAGUAGAGGUGAAGGAUGAAAAGCGAGAGUGUUCAAUGGGCACGAUCUCUUUUCCUCUGUCUAAACUGCUGCAGGAGGAAACAAUGAUGAUCACUGAGAGAUUCCCACUGAAGAACUCAGGACCCGGUGCUUCACUAAAGCUUAAAAUGGCACUAAGGAUUCUCUGUACGGAGAACUUGACUGGAUCAGAUCAGCCAACAGCCCAGCCGUCAGCCCAGCCAUCCUCGGUUCAGGUCCGUCGCUCGAGUGCAGGCGUCGCCCCCAGCUCCUCUAAUCAACGACCCACUGUUGCAGCCACCACACCAACAUCCAAAUCUCCGCCCACCCCAACUCCCAGAACCGUUCCCUCCACACCAACACCCUCCUCGCGGGUGGAACCACAGACAGAUAGAGCUCUACUGGAAGACUCGCCCGCCCGUCUUACUAAAUCAGGGCAGAGCGCAUCAAACCUGGCCAUUUCUGGCUCUCAGCUACACCUGAACAGUAAAGAGCCAACACCCAGCAUAGCAUCAGAUGUGUCCAACCCCAGCACCGCCCUGGAACUACAGAGAACAAUACAAAUGUUACAUAAUGGCUCCUCGCCUGGUUUUGCUCCGUUGGGUGAGAUUCAGCUAACUAUCAGGCACAGUCCUCAGAGAAACAAACUAAUUGUUGUGGUGCACAGCUGCAGGAAUCUGAUCUCUUCUACUGAAAGUGGUUCAGAUCCAUACGUCCGUUUGUAUUUGCUGCCUGAUAAACGACGUUCCGGACGCAGAAAAACAAACACACUGAAGAAAACUGUAAAUCCCAUCUACGAUCAAACGUUUGAAUUCAGUGUGUCACUUGUGGAGUUACACAGAAGAACUCUAGACGUCGCUGUGAAGAAUGGAGGAGGAAUCUUGUCGAAAUCCAGAGGGCUGCUGGGAAAGGUGUUAGUCGACUCUGAGGACAUAUCAAGGGGCACAACACAAUGGUAUGAGCUUACAGUGGAUGGACAAAAGCGACAAUCCCAAUACCCCUAAUCAAAGGAAUCAACUUCCUUCACCCUACACAUAAAAAAACUACGAUUCCGAACGUCAGACAUAUUUAAGCCAUGUGUUUUAGCCUCUGGGCACAAUUUGUAUUUGUUGGUUCUUUAUUUUUUUAUUACUUUUAGCAAUUUUAUAGUGCAAAAUAAGUAAAAACCUUUAGAAAUAUGCACUGACUAAGCAAGAGUGAGAGAGAGAGAGAAUGAAAGUGGUAUAUAAUGUAAGAAUGUAGACUUUUGUAAAGCAAAAAACAAGGGGACGAAGCUCAGUGGCAUCUAGAAUAGUUGUUUACACAUUAAUACUUAUAUUAUAUACCAAUAAUUGCAAACUCUAAAAUCCACCAUUUAAAUGUUGAUGGCUGUGAGAUUAAAUAUAAUCGAGUUUAGACUGUAAAUAAAUUAUAUGUUACAAAUGAUAUGUAGUAUUCAGAAAAGUUUUAUAAAUAAUAAUCUGUUAAAAAGCACUAAACUUGUGCUUCUUUGUAAUGAAAAGUGUUAUACUGUCAUCUCUGUUCAUAUCUACAUGUGCUUCCUUUAUUAGACAAAUCUACCAAAGAAAUGCUUGGCUUACUAUAAAGAGUGUCAUUGUGUGAUUUAAACCAAAUAUACACCUAAAUGUUUGCACAACCCAGUGUUGGUAUAUGUACAUGUAAAUAUAUUCUCUGGUGUGAUCAUGCAUUCAUCCACCUGUGUAGACACGCAUCACAUGACUCUGAACACCUGGUGUGAAAACCAUUGCUGUCAUAUCUCUGAAUCUUGUUCUGCUUUUGACAUAGCACUCUGUCACACGUUCACUCCUUUCCCAAAAACACACCUGUUCACCUGUCACACACUACCUUUUAAUAAAGUCUUUUGUUUUUUUGUAUGGUUUGAUCUUAAAUGAAGGUUGUGGUUUAGUCUCUCGCAGUACUGAGCUGAGCUUGUUUUGCGCAGACGAUUAAACCUCAAACUGUUCUAACUUUGUUCCUGUCAGCAAGAAUAUGUUUUUAUUAUAUAAAUUAUUGUGUAUAAUAUGACAGAUUUUAUUAUGCCUAUUAUGUACUUAAAACAAUGAAAAGCAAAAUUAUGCAGUCAAGAGUGUUUCUCUGUGCUGAGCUUGCCUUAUUGAUGUGUAUAUUUUGUGCCUUAUGACCAACAAUAUAGUUAUCUGAGAGGAUAUUUGACAUCAGGUAGAGGAUUGUUAUGUCUUUGUAUCUGAUGAUGUUCACUUUAAUUAAUAAAAAAUUUCCUCUGUACCAGUA
This is a messenger RNA of Paramisgurnus dabryanus, 4269 nucleotides long. It is a transcript of the gene esyt2a, whose product is annotated as extended synaptotagmin-like protein 2a. Gene Ontology annotation, cellular component: endoplasmic reticulum membrane. NCBI's taxonomy places the organism in Eukaryota, Metazoa, Chordata, Actinopteri, Cypriniformes, Cobitidae. Gene Ontology annotation, biological process: lipid transport. Gene Ontology annotation, molecular function: phosphatidylethanolamine binding; calcium ion binding; calcium-dependent phospholipid binding. The record is from RefSeq and is a predicted model, not a curated record.